CGCGGCAGGUCUCGGCGGCAUCUUUGCCGGCGGCAUGCCCAAGCUGAAGCCGGCCGGCUCGAGCGCGCCGCCGCCGCCGCGAAGCUCGGCUCCUCCGCCGCCGCGCGCAGCAGCUCCCCCGCGGCCCGUGCCUCCGCCCGCGGGUGCGCCGUCGCUGCCCUCGCGCGCUCCGCCUCGACCCGGAGGUGCACCGCCGCCGCCUCCGCCGCCAGCGCCGCCAGCAGGGGUUCGUGCUGUGAGUCUGCUUGCGGCGCGUGUGCGCUGCAGCUGCUCAUCUCUCCUCGCAGCCGACUGGUGCACCGCCGCCGCCGCCGCCGCCGCCGCCGCCUGCACCGCCAGCUGGAGGUCGCGCUGUGAGUCAAAGCGCGCCUCUCCGCGCAUCACCGCUGCUCACGCUUUGCCCAGCCGAGCGGCGCACCUCCGCCGCCGCCGCCUCCGCCGGCCCCACCCGCAGGCGGGCGCCCGGUGAGUUGCGCCUCGCGUCGUCGUGUGCACAUCGCGCAACAGGCAGCUCACACGGGCGUCCUUUCUCAGGCGCCCUCUCUGCCCUCGCGCGGCGCACCCGCGGCUCCUCCACCGCCGCCGCCGCCGCCACCAGCAGGUGGGCGCGCCGCGCCUUCCCUCCCCUCGCGUGCACCGCCCGCGCCCGCAGGCGCACCCAGCCGGCCGCCGCCGCCGCCAGUAG
Tilletiopsis washingtonensis is the source of this 685-nucleotide messenger RNA. RefSeq lists its product as hypothetical. The transcript has 3 exons. The coding region runs from base 35 to 469 and encodes 144 amino acids. NCBI's taxonomy places the organism in Eukaryota, Fungi, Basidiomycota, Exobasidiomycetes, Entylomatales. The record is from RefSeq and is a predicted model, not a curated record.